CUUUUCAAUACCUACACACAUAUCCGACCAGUAACAUGACGAAAUGACGACGAACUAGGGUAGCCCUUCCACCCUCCCUACCUUCCCCUACAUGAUCAGCUAAUUCAAAUCAAUCCCCCCUUACCGAGUUAUCUUGAUUCGUUCCUUUCCCUCCCGAUCCGGUGAAGCCGAGAGAAGAGAUUUGAUCAUUCCUUACUAGCAGCAGCCUGUCAGUCUACAGCAUACAGAAGACAGCCUACAGCCUACUACAGCCACAGCCUAUCUCAGGUAUUUCACAGGUAUUUCAGGUACCUAUAUCAAGUAUCCUACAGGGCUACAUAUCGAGUACCUAGUCGGCCCUGCCAGCCCUGGAUGCUGUGGACUGCAGGCUGUGCGUGGGCUGUCAUCAUUCCCAAACCGGUCUCAAAGCAUGACUGCAUGCUGUUAUCAGUAAGACUACUACUAGUGACAGACGGCAGGUAGCAUGUUCUUUUCUGCCGUUUAGGUGAAUGCGGCUUUAAUUAUAUUAUGGCGUCCCUGAUCAAUAAGGCACGGAAGCCGAAAUUCGAGCUUCACCUCACCAUCUAUGAUUUGAACAACGUGCCUCUCGUGGCCGGCACAUCCACGAUAAAAUGGCACAUGCCAAAUUCCAUGCACAGCGAGCACCGCGGCCGCACCGCGAAAUGUUCCAUCGAUAAAAUUAACCACCGCGUCCUCUACAACUACUCCAAGAUAGUGCCUCUGCGCAUAUCCAUCGAUCGCGCCAAUAAUCUAACCGAUUACCCUAUCGAGUUCGAGGUACUGCAAGAAUUCCCCCUAGCCACCGGCGGUCGCGAUGAGAAGAUCCCCCUCGGUUACGUUCGACUCAACCUAAGCGAGUAUGUUGAAGAGAGCGAGAACAUCCCCCGCCGUGGCAUGGCGCGCAACAGCGCUAGUCUCGACUAUGCGCGAGCCGGGCAGGGUCUAUCGCAUCGGAGGCAGAGUAGUAGCAAAUCCGCCAGCGGCGCUCCCGUCCUAGGCGGUUCAAGCCCGCCUGGCGCCCCUCACCCUGAGGAAAUCGACGUCGUAGACGAUGAGGCGGAGGAGGGCAUCGUGCGGCGAUACCUGAUGCAGGACAGCAAAAUCAAUAGCACACUCAAGAUCGGAAUCCUCAUGGUUCAGAUCGACGGUGAACGAAACUACAUCGCUCCUGCGCUCAAGACGGCGCCUAUGUUCGGUGGUAUCGCCGGCAUCAUGACGGGCACCGGCAAUGACCAACAAAUCCAAGUCGAAGCCCCGUCCGAGGAUGGCUCCCCUACCUCUAGCAACAGAAACAACAACCCCCCCGGCCCUACUAGCCUCAGUAAAUCUCGCGACGCCUCCGAGCUUCAGGACAUGUACCGCCGCGCGCUAGCCGCCAGCUGGGCCUGCCAGCCCGGUGAACUGCCCGCGGAUGAGUGCAUCGAGGAUAUUUUUUCGGGCGGCGACGGCUGGAGCGAUACGACGCGACCCGGCGCCAAGCCGCCUAGUCGGAGGAGGAGCAGCCGCCAGUCUGUGGAUAGUAGCCACAGCAACACGAACAGCAACAGCGGCAGCGCUAGUGGCGACGAUAACCCCGCCGGCCUCGGCGGCAGCACCUUGCGACCGAGCGACAUCCGACGCAUGCGCCCGCCAGGCCACGCCCGAACGUACAGCGGCGGGAGCUCGCACACGGUGAUGGGAUCUACCACCACCCACCUCGGCGGCGGUGGCGGGCGAGGUCGUCGGGGUAGCGGUAGGCUGUUUAAGGACGAGAUGGCGCAUACCCAUGACGGGACCCAUGAUACCCCGCACAUUGAUAUCGGUGGUAGUAACUCGGGAAGCCUGCGCGGCCGUAGCGAGAGUCUAGCGAGCUUAACACCGACACUCGGGAGCGAUCGUGGACGCGAGGGCUUCCGUCGCCCGAAGGAGGUGGAUGAGUAUGAGGAGAGGGAGGAUUUGGUUGCUUGGGCUCUGCCGGGGAGAGUUGCGUAAUGAAGCUCCAGAGGUAGGGGUGGAUGUCGUGGUACGUUACGAAGAUUUACUUGCGUACGGCAUAUAUCCAGCAAGCAAGCGUACCUAUUUUACUCUUGCGCAACAUAACACGGUACGGGGCAUUCGUACAUCCAUUCAUAUGUUCAUGCGUAUAUUUACUGCUAGGUUCAUCGGCGUUAUAACUCCCCUAUGUAUAGCUUCAGCUUUAGCUUUCACAAGUACUUCACUUAAGCUUUUUUAGAUAGAAAUGACUGGGGCAAGGGAUCCUAGAAGGAAUUACAUACACACUAUAGAAAGCGGAGCGCAGCGGGAGUACCUAGUAGGAAUGGGAUGGCAUGCGUCUUUUUUGUCAUAUGACGGUACCACAUCGAGCGAAGGAUUACAUAAAAUAUAUAGCGCGUCCUAGGAUGGGCGAAAAAAUUGCGAAUUACAUAAUUAUAACUGUCCAUGGACGGUAGAUCAAUCAUAUGGAUCAUAUCAACAAC
Messenger RNA from Annulohypoxylon maeteangense, 2456 nucleotides. Its product is annotated as N-terminal C2 in EEIG1 and EHBP1 proteins-domain-containing protein. The transcript is spliced from 3 exons. The coding region runs from base 508 to 1971 and encodes 487 amino acids. The record is from RefSeq and is a predicted model, not a curated record. Lineage: Eukaryota; Fungi; Ascomycota; Sordariomycetes; Xylariales; Hypoxylaceae.